AUGGCAAAGGCUCGAGCGCCUGAUUCGUUCUCCAUUGUGGCCAGUAACUUCUACCAGCUGUCCGGCCCUACUGAUGUGGAUCAGGUCUUCGAAUCUUCUGUCUACGAGCUGACCUUGGCUGUCGGUACCGCCGUGCUGUGGUCUUCUUUGAAUGCCGAGUCCAGCUUGGAGGUGGCUUGUGCUGCCUGGCUUGGAGCUCCUCUGUUAGAGCCCACCUCGACUGCGACAAAUCUUCCAAGCUUCCCCAAGACCUUUGCAAUGGUACAAGAGUGCCUAUCUUGCAACAAGGACCCUAUAUUGCGCUUUAUCAUGGAAAUAUCUGCACGCUCAAUUCGAUACGGUCAGCUCUACUCACUUGAUCGUUUCUCGCCUGUUACACGGUAUCAUAGUCUGAUCUUCUCGUUUUCGCUUAUUGUAGUUCAGAGUGUCCGCUCAUGA
Messenger RNA from Aspergillus nidulans FGSC A4, 438 nucleotides. RefSeq lists its product as uncharacterized. Lineage: Eukaryota; Fungi; Ascomycota; Eurotiomycetes; Eurotiales; Aspergillaceae. The transcript has 4 exons. Bases 1 to 438 code for a protein of 145 amino acids. The record is from RefSeq and is a predicted model, not a curated record.